Messenger RNA from Argentina anserina (silverweed cinquefoil), 835 nucleotides. Its product is annotated as protein RGF1 INDUCIBLE TRANSCRIPTION FACTOR 1. Bases 49 to 759 code for a protein of 236 amino acids. NCBI's taxonomy places the organism in Eukaryota, Viridiplantae, Streptophyta, Magnoliopsida, Rosales, Rosaceae. The record is from RefSeq and is a predicted model, not a curated record. The transcript is spliced from 4 exons.
GGUCAUGAGAUUCAUGACUCCUCCAAAACAUUAAACAAGAGAAAGCUAAUGCGUCUAUCACACACACCGCAUUUAACUAUACAAAUGGAGGAGGAGAUGUUGGUGCCUUCAUGGCUUGAGUCAUUACUAUCCACAACUUUCUUCUCCAUUUGUCCAGCACACAGAGAUGCCCCGAGAAGUGAAUGCAACAUGUACUGCCUGGAUUGCCGCAACGCAGGUGAGUUUUGCUUUUACUGCAGAUCAUCAAGGCACAAAGAUCACCAAGUAAUUCAGAUCAGACGGUCGUCGUAUCACGAUGUUGUUAGGGUGAAUGAAAUUCAGAAGGUUUUGGAUAUCACUGGAGUUCAGACGUACGUGAUCAACAGUGCGAGAGUGCUGUUCUUGAAUGAGAGGCCUCAGCCCAGAACAGCUGUUAAAGGGAGCUCACAUAUUUGUGAAGUAUGUGGGAGAAGUCUGUUGGAUCCUUUUCGGUUUUGUUCAUUGGGAUGCAAGCUUGUAGGUCUAAAGCAGAAUGGGGAUGCCAGCUUUAUCUUCAGCGCAAAGAAUGGUGAAGAGAAUGAGGAGGGAAUAAGGGAAGGGAUAGCAAUAAGGUUGCCGGCAAAGGAGGGAGAUCAUCUAGGAAAAUUUCGUAGUGAAGCAAGAAUGCAACAUCAUCAGCAACCAGAACAAGACAUGUACCAAUGCACUCCUCCUCCACCCCAAUAUUCAAGAUCAAGAAGAAGAAAGGGCAUUCCUCAUCGGGCACCUUUGGGGCCCUAAAAGUACUAGUGUUAAACUACUAAUCAUCAUGAUCCCUAUAUCAAUUUAUCUUUCUAGAAUUUGGUCUUAGCCAACU